AGGUGAACCCAUUUUCUUUGUAAUUGGGCUUUCCAACUUGAGCCUAUAUCUCUAAGCAUACUCCCACCCAUUUGAACCAAAGCCCACCCAAUUCCUUCUCCUUCUUCUUCUUCUUCGUGGGAAAAUUGCAGAUUUGCAGAGAAGAGGGUUAAUGUGAAGAGAAGUCAUGGCAAAAACAGCAGUUGCUUUAAUUGUUACUUUGUGGGUGAUCCCCAUUUCGAUUCUUGUCAAUAGCAUUGUCCCAGAUUCUUACAUGGAUGAAAUAUUCCACAUCCCACAAGCUCAACAAUAUUGCAAAGCUAAUUUUAAGAGUUGGGAUCCCAUGAUUACUACUCCUCCUGGCUUGUACUGUCUUUCACUUGCACAUGUUGCUUCUUUGUUUCCAGGCAUGCUUUUGUUGCAGUGGAUCUCAUCUUUUUCAGAUCUAUGCUCUAAUGCAAUCCUUCGCUCUGUCAACGGCGUAUUAGCUGUUGUAUGCAGUAUUCUUAUAUAUGAGAUCUUCACACAGUUAAGACCAGCACUUGACAGAAGAAAAGCAACAUUUUACACUAUUAUUCUUUCAUUAUAUCCUCUUCAUUGGUUCUUCACUUAUCUUUAUUACACUGAUGUGGCAUCACUCACUGUGUUCCUUGCUAUGUACCUGGCAUCCCUGAAGAAGAAUUAUUUUUUGAGUGCUUUGCUGGGGGCAUUGGCUGUAUGCAUUCGGCAAACCAAUAUUAUAUGGAUGCUUUUUGUUGCAUGUGAUGGUGUAAUUGAUAUGUUCCUGAUAGAUAGACAAAGUUUGGGUGUUCAGAAAUCUAGUAUUUCUGUUGAUGAAAAGGACAGGGUAAUUCCUAAAGAUGAUUUUGCAGCAAAACCAGGAGUUCGAAGGCGAAAGAUGAAGGGCACACUAGAUGCUCCCAGCUCUGCAGUUACUGGUGGCUAUGAAGUCGCUCUUUCAAGAUCUCAUCUUUCAGGAAUGUUUGAUGAGAUUCAGUAUCUUAUUGUUCAAGCAUGGCAUCUAAAAUGGGAGCUUGUUGUUUCUUUUAGCCCCUUUGUCGUGGUUCUGGGAGCCUUCAUUGCUUUUGUUUACUGGAAUGGCAGUGUUGUUCUUGGUGCAAAGGAAUCUCAUGCUGUGUCCCCCCAUUUUGCACAGAUAAUGUAUUUUGCAAUGGUUUCUGCAUUCUUUAGUGCUCCAUUCCACUUCCCUUCAAGCCAUGCUGUUGCUCUGCUGCGAUCGUUCUGGAAGAUUAGGCCACUUAGUUUUUCCCUAGUAUUUGCGAUCUUUGCUGCUGGUCUACUUUCUGUGCAUUUUUUCAGUAUAGCACACCCUUAUCUUUUGGCAGACAAUCGACACUAUCCAUUUUAUAUCUGGCGCAGGGUCAUCAACGCGCAUCGCUUUAUGAAAUACUUUCUAGUCCCGAUUUAUGUCUAUUCAUGGCUAUCGAUCUUGCACAUUUUAGGAAAGACUCGGAGCAGAAUCUGGGUGUUGGCCUAUUUCCUGGCUUGUGCAGCAACUCUCGUGCCUACCCCAUUAGUCGAGUUUAGAUAUUACACGAUACCAUUCUUCAUCUUCAUGCUUAAUUGUGGAAUCAAUGAGACUAGUAAGUGGUUUCUCAUGGCAAUUUUAUAUGUAGCUGUCAACAGCUUCACUAUGUACAUGUUUUUGUUUCGACCAUUCGAGUGGAGCCAUGAAUCCGGUGUUCAAAGGUUCAUAUGGUAGGUUAACAACUUAGCACUAGACAAAAUCUAAGAAAAUUUCAGAAGGUAGUUUCUUGUAUAGUAUAAUGUUAACUAAAAAGGUGCAUAUUUAUCUUGUUAAAUUUGAGUGAGUUAGUUACUAUUGGAUUCUUCAGAAACACUAUAUUUACUUGAUCAUUUGAGUUG
This is a messenger RNA of Beta vulgaris subsp. vulgaris (sugar beet), 1866 nucleotides long. RefSeq names its product dol-P-Glc:Glc(2)Man(9)GlcNAc(2)-PP-Dol alpha-1,2-glucosyltransferase. Gene Ontology annotation, biological process: dolichol-linked oligosaccharide biosynthetic process; protein N-linked glycosylation. The record is from RefSeq and is a predicted model, not a curated record. NCBI's taxonomy places the organism in Eukaryota, Viridiplantae, Streptophyta, Magnoliopsida, Caryophyllales, Amaranthaceae. Gene Ontology annotation, molecular function: dolichyl pyrophosphate Glc2Man9GlcNAc2 alpha-1,2-glucosyltransferase activity. The transcript is spliced from 7 exons. Bases 167 to 1702 code for a protein of 511 amino acids. Gene Ontology annotation, cellular component: endoplasmic reticulum.